Spinacia oleracea (spinach) is the source of this 1587-nucleotide messenger RNA. Its product is annotated as GDSL esterase/lipase At1g74460. The record is from RefSeq and is a predicted model, not a curated record. Gene Ontology annotation, molecular function: hydrolase activity, acting on ester bonds. The transcript has 5 exons. NCBI's taxonomy places the organism in Eukaryota, Viridiplantae, Streptophyta, Magnoliopsida, Caryophyllales, Amaranthaceae. The coding region runs from base 139 to 1359 and encodes 406 amino acids.
GCCCAUCUUUAUCUUGGUUAGAAAUGUCUUAUCAUUCUCAUACAUGUUUAAAUUAGACCCCAAUUCCCCCUCAAAAAAGCACAAACUUCAUCCAUACAAAGUUUCAUUUCAUUGACAAGCUAUAAACUAAAGCCAAGUAUGAAGUUUGUGGCGACAUUAGCGUUGGUGAUCAUAACGAUCCUAGGCAGUGUCAUUGACGGGUAUAAUUGCAAGAUUGUACAAUUCAUCUUUGGAGAUUCACUAUCGGAUGUAGGCAAUAAUGAAUACCUCCCUAAAAGUCUUGCAAAAGCCAAUCUUCCUUGGUAUGGUAUCGAUUUUGGUAAUGGGUUGCCAAAUGGAAGGUUUACUAAUGGUCGUACUGUGUCUGAUAUUAUAGGGGAUGAUAUGGGUCUACCAAGGCCACCAGCUUUUAUGGAUCCAAAUUUGGAUGAAGAUAUGAUUUUGAAUAAUGGUGUUAAUUAUGCAUCUGGUGGUGGUGGCAUCUUGAAUGAAACUGGUGGUUAUUUCAUUCAAAGGCUAUGUAUGUACAAGCAAAUCGAGCUUUUCAAAGGAACACAGGAGUUGAUUGCUCGAAAAAUUGGCAAAAAUGAGUCUCGGAAGUUUUUCCAAGAAGCUCGCUACGUGGUUGCAUUAGGAAGUAAUGACUUCAUUAACAACUACCUAAUGCCAGUCUAUAGCGAUUCUUGGACGUAUAAUGACGACUCUUUUAUGGAUUACUUGGUGGGAACCUUAAGAGAUCAACUCAAGAUGUUGCAUGGCUUAGGAGUAAGACAGUUGAUGGCAUUUGGGCUUGGGCCCAUGGGUUGCAUCCCACUACAAAGGGUUCUGAGCACAUCAGGGGGAUGCCAAGAUAAAACAAACAAGUUGGCCAAAAAAUUCAAUGAUGCUACAGACAAGAUGAUGAGAGAACUCUCACCAAGCUUAUCUGGUGCUACCUACAAAUUUGGUGAUGCCUUUGAUGUUGUCAAUGAUGUCAUUAUCAAUCCUUAUAGAUACGGUUUUACAAAUUCAGAUUCGCCAUGCUGUUCCUUUGGGAGAAUUAGACCAGCCUUAACAUGCAUUCCAGCAUCAAUAUUGUGCAAGGAUAGGAGCAAGUAUGUAUUUUGGGACGAGUAUCAUCCGAGUGAUAGUGCUAACAUGAUCAUUGCUAAGGAACUCAUCAAGAAGUUCAAGUUUACUAGGGUUAACCAAGACGACAAUGGUCAAGGCGCUCCUUCCCCUGCACCACAAUCCGGUCCUGUUGCUGAUGGUCCUGCUGCUGCUGAUUCUCCCUCGGCAUCUGAUGCUCCCUCUGCUGCUGAUGCUCCCUCGGCCGCUGAUACUCCCUCUGCUGCUGAUGCUCCCUCUGCUAAUAGCUAAUUAGUUUCCCUAAUCAAGUAGUGCAUUUUUAAAGUACUAAGUUUACUAUAAUUAUUAUUAUUGAUGUGGUUUGUUACUGGUAGGUCAACAAAAAAGGUCUAUAAGUUGUAAUUGAGGUAUUAUUUUGUGCAACUAAUGUGUAGUUGAGCACAUUUGGUGGAGUUUUAGUUCUUUACUCCUUGUCUUAAUUUCAAACUUUAUAUAGGAAGCGAAAGUUAUCGAUCACAA